AUGGACUCCUCCAAGAUCCCGGAUUUCUUGGCUGAGCAGCAAGCACAAGGCACGCCCGAGACGCAGACCUAUUUCCUCACCUUUGAAGACUUCUGGGAGCGGAAGCUAUGGCAUCAGCUUACAGACGCGCUGGUGGAAUUCUUCCGCAUGCCAGAGAGCGCCCCGCAGCGCCUAGCCAUCUUCAAGGCGUUCGUGCUCAGCUUCGCUGAUCGGAUCAACCAACUGAAGUUCGUGUCGCUGGGGUUGAUGGCAUCGACAGAAUGCUCAGAUGACCAGGAACGGCUCGCUUUCCUCACAGCCCUUGCCAACAAGGUCAACAAACCCGAAUCACAAGAUGCAUACGUCUAUGCGCUCGCCGAUGUCGCCAGUGUCAAGCUGCGGCUACCAGAUUUGGAUGGAGCACAGAAGGAUCUCGCAGACAGCCAGAAGGUGUUGGACUCGUUUGAUUCGGUCGAGACCGUCGUACAUGCGUCAUUCUACAAAGUGAACGCAGACUACUAUCACACUAAGCAAGAAUUCGCCUCCUUCUACAAAAACGCCCUCCUCUACCUGGCCUGUAUCGAUCUCGAAGAUCUUCCCGAGAGCGAGCGUGUCUCUCGCGCCUAUAACCUCAGCGUCGCCGCGCUGGUCUCGGACUCCAUUUACAACUUCGGCGAGCUCCUCCUGCACCCAAUCCUGGAUUCCCUGACUGAGACACCGCACAACUGGCUACGCGACCUCCUCUUCGCCUUCAACCGGGGCGACCUGACUGCAUACGAUGUGCUUGCCGGCAACAUCAGCAAGAACAAGCUGCUGGAGUCACACCGGAUGUUCCUGUACCAGAAGAUCUCGCUGUCCGCGCUGACGGAGAUGGUCUUCCGGCGCCCGCCGCACGACCGCUCACUCGCCUUCGGUGAUAUCGCCUCCGAGACGAAGGUGCAGCCUGACGAGAUUGAGCAUCUGGUUAUGAAGGCUCUGUCGCUGGGUUUGCUGAAGGGAUCGAUUGAUCAGGUUGGACAGGUGGCGCAGAUUCAUUGGGUGCAGCCGAAGGUGUUGGACAUGAAGCAGAUUGAUGGCAUGCGGAACCGUUUGAAGGACUGGGAUGCCGGUGUUAAUCAGCUUGGUCAUUGGAUCGAGGGCGUUGGUAAGGAUGUUUGGGCUGCAUAG
Penicillium canariense is the source of this 1146-nucleotide messenger RNA. Its product is annotated as proteasome regulatory particle lid subunit RPN9. Gene Ontology annotation, cellular component: nucleus; cytosol; proteasome regulatory particle, lid subcomplex. The transcript is spliced from 3 exons. The record is from RefSeq and is a predicted model, not a curated record. Gene Ontology annotation, molecular function: structural molecule activity. Bases 1 to 1146 code for a protein of 381 amino acids. Lineage: Eukaryota; Fungi; Ascomycota; Eurotiomycetes; Eurotiales; Aspergillaceae. Gene Ontology annotation, biological process: ubiquitin-dependent protein catabolic process.